Messenger RNA from Anisakis simplex (herring worm), 615 nucleotides. NCBI's taxonomy places the organism in Eukaryota, Metazoa, Nematoda, Chromadorea, Rhabditida, Anisakidae. The record is from the annotation of a GenBank genome assembly.
AUGUGGAAAUCAUUCAAAGGUUUCAUCAAAACAUUCGUGGAUAUUGUUAACGAUGAACGUGAGGUAAACGUAGACAACUGGCGACGACGUAACGGUUGGACAUGGCCACCGUCUGUGUUGCAAAUGCUCAGUUGGAUUGCAUUAGGUUUUCUAAUACCAAUCAGUGCAAUUCUGGUCGCUCCACUACAUCCUGUAUUUGCUCCUUUAUUCGUAAUUUUGUUUGCCAUCUGGAUCAUCGCCCUUAUAAUUGUGAUAACCAGUAUAGAUCCUGCGAUUCGAACGUUACGUCCGGGCACAAAGCCCGCUCGUUUUGACCGUAGCAAACAUUUGCACGUUAUUGAAAAUCUUUACUGCAAUAUUUGUCUAAUCACUGUGCUAUUUUUGCUUCUGGUCUCAUCCGCAUCCUUAACAGCGUUCACGAUGGCAAGUGUACUCACCGUUUUGCCGAUAUAUUUUCUCAUUAGUGGCGCUGAUAUACGCAAAAGUGGUGGAAUGCUGCUGCCAACGACCUGGUGGCAAGGCUUAUGUGCGGUUGUUGUGUUCACUGAUUCUACGUUCAACCUAUGUGCCGAUAUUGUAUUACAGGGCAACAAGGAACAACUACGUACCGGUUGA